AGCAGCGAGUCAAGAUGAGAGUUCAGGAGCAGGCGUGCUACAUCAUUCGUGUGCGUGAGGAUAGAUGCAACCUGCCAGCGAAAGUGGAUAUGUCAUCAAAACAUCUGUUUUUUGAUGUAAAAAUGGAGCCACAAAGUGGUGACAGGAACACUGGAAUCCAAAUCAAUGGAUUGGACUUUCAGAGGCUGAACGUGCCGACCACUACUGCAAUGACCAACGCUCACGCACAAGCCCUCCUCCAACAGUCAAAGUCAGAAGACUCAAGCGCUCUUCCCACAUCCGUCCAGCAGAGCGUGUUGCCUCAAACCCAGCUAAUGUUGGCCGGGGGACAGCUUGCAGGACUGACUCUGACCCCAGCACAGCAGCAGCUGUUGCUCCACCAGGCCCAGGCUCAGCUCCUGGCUGCUGCUGUGCAGCAUUCAGCCAACCAGCAGAACGGCACCACUGGGGCCAGUAUCUCAGCAUCCGCAGCCACGCCCAUCACCCAGCUACCCCUCUCACAACCCAUCCAGAUCUCUCCUCAGCUGCAGCAGCAGAAUUUAAGUCUGCCCCAGUUUGUUCUAGUGCAGCCCGGCCACCCGAUCGGCACGCCGCUGCAGCCGGCUCAGUUCAUCAUCUCGCAGACGCCGCAGCAGAGCAUAUUGCAAGCCCAGAGUCUUCUAACUCAACUACCUCAGAGCCAAGCCAACCCACUGACGACUCACACAAGUAUAUCCCUUGCGACACAGCCUGCGACUCCAACCCGCACCACAGCGACCACGCCCCUUCAGUCACUUCCCCACAGUCAGACGCCACCCAAACGCUUGGAUACGCCCGUUUUGGAGGAGCCGAGUGAUCUGGAGGAACUCGAACAGUUUGCAAAGACCUUCAAACAGAGGCGGAUCAAAUUGGGCUUUACACAGGGAGAUGUUGGCCUGGCCAUGGGUAAGCUGUAUGGAAAUGACUUCAGCCAAACUACUAUCUCCCGCUUCGAGGCCUUGAAUCUGAGCUUUAAGAACAUGUGCAAACUCAAGCCGUUGCUGGAGAAGUGGCUCAACGAUGCAGUUUGUGCAGACAACCUGACUUCUGACCAGGCGCUGUCCAGCCCCCUCGGCUCUUCAAACAUAACCAUCGAGGGGAUCAACCGCAGACGAAAGAAGAGGACCAGUAUUGAGACAAACAUCCGUGUGGCCUUAGAAAAGAGCUUUCUGGAGCAGAACCAAAAACCUACCUCUGAAGAGAUCACCAUGAUCGCCGACCAGCUCAACAUGGAGAAGGAGGUAAUUCGGGUCUGGUUCUGCAAUCGCCGGCAGAAAGAGAAGAGAAUCAACCCGCCGAGCGCUGGCAGCAUCGGCGGGGGUGUCACCCCCAUCAAAACUAUCUUUUCACCCAGUAGCACAUUGGUGGCCAGCACGGCUAUAAACACGCCCACCACGUUGACUGUCAACUCAAUAAUGCCUCUUACCAGCACCAGCGUCUCCGGUUUAACCUUCACAGGCGCAACAAUUGGGGCCACGAACACUGCAUCCGUCAUCUCCACCACACCCGUAAUUUCCACGGUAACCAGCUCUCCGUCUCUAAGCCCGUCCCUCACGACCAGUCAGUCCACCAUCGCAGCGAUGAAUAGAAUCGGUGCGCAGGCCAUCGUCACCCAGGCACCGACAUCCAUAGGCACCGCCACCCUCGGGUCGGGCCAGGUGAUGGUGGCCGGUCCGGGGCUGUCGGCAGCGCUUCAGGGGGUCACCCAAUUGCCCACAAGCGCGAGCUUCGCCGCCAUGGCCGCCGCGGCUGGGCUAGGCCCCGGACUGAUGGCCUCCUCCCAGUUCACUCCAGGUGGUGCCCUGCUGAGUCUGGCUCCCGGUAGCCUCGGCAGCGCUCUGAGUCCUGCCCUCAUGAGCAACAGCACCUUGGCUACUAUCCAAGCCCUGGCAUCGAGCGGCACCAUCCCGUUAACGUCUCUGGACGGAAGCAACCUGCUGUUUGCCAACACCUCUGCCGGCAAUGGACACAACCUGGUGACCACGCCGCUCUUUCUCAACCCCCAGAACCUGUCGCUGCUCACCAGCAACCCGGUCAGCCUGGUAUCAGCCGGGGGGGGCGGUCUGCAGGUCACCGCCGACUCUCACCACCAAGCCGCCACGACCAUUGCCACUGCCUCCAAGGCGCAGUGAGUCCCUAACUGCAUCCCGAAAGAACGCCCUGUUUUCUUUAGUCGCGGCGCACUGUUUUCCUCAUGCCGCGCAGGAAAUAGGGAGGCGGUUUGAUUUGGGCUCUGCGCUUCACUAACGAAAACACACAUCCGCUCCAUUGUAACUACUACUAUUUGGUCCCCUUGCUUUUACCAAAAAACAACCUCACCAGGUUGGGCUUUUUGAUUUUGGUUCUCUUUGUGAUAUUUGGACAUUUUUCCUCCUAUCUCAAGCAGUAGCCAGGAAGAAAAUGUCCCCCCUAUUCAUUUUGUAUAUAUGUCCUAUUUCACUCUUUUUCUAACCAAAAAUGUUGGAUUUUACUCUAAACUUACUAACUUCACAAUACACGUCAUCACUAAUCCCCUUUACUUAUAUUUUUGUUGGACAGGCCUUGACAUAUAUAUCAAAAAUGUUUUUUGUUUUUUUAAUCUUUCCUGUAAUUUUUUUACAUUUUCCGAAUUGUAAGUCUAAUACUACAGUAAAUUAACUUUUUUUUGUGGUUGUAACGCUUUAAAAACAAGUAAUAAGUGGCCGAUAUAAAGGUUAUCAUUGCUUUAAGGAGACCAGUCGGGUCUCUACGAGUUUCUCUUUCUGGAAACACUGACUUUUACACUUUGCCUCGGGGGCUUCUGUAAAAAAAAAAAAAAAAAAAAAAAAAAAAAUGGUGCAGAUUGUAGACACUGAUAGAAAAUGACUGAAAACUUUAAGAGCUUUAAAAACGUGGAGUGGUGUGUUUGUUUCGUAUGUAAAAGCUCAGUAUGAAGCUGAGACCUAAGUAACCAAAUUAUCCAGACUCAGUGGUCUGGGCUAAGACCACCCGUCAGGGGGUGUGGUCACCACACUAAAUGUUGGCUAAAUGUUUGUUUUCUUCCUUCUGUUUCUUUGUAAUGGUAGUACCGUCGUAUCUACUUGUGCACAGUAUCUGUACCAAAAAACUGGAUUGGUGAGCUGUUGUGGGAGGAAUUACCUUUUUGUUUUCUUUCAUUGUGUCUGCAGCCACUUGAGUGACUGUGUACUUCACAUUAUACCAAAAAUAUUUGUCGGUGUAACUUAGUCUAGUUGAUAUAUUUAUGAACAGAAGCUCUCUUCAUUGUCAGCGGAAGAUAGAAAUGCAAUAUUUAGAUUUAUUUCCAAAGACCUUUUUUUUUUUUUUAUAAAGUCUUUCACGGUUAAUUUACGGUAAUUGGCAGCACAAUUGACCAAAAAUAGGGAAUGGCUGAGUUUUUUUGUUUUACUUAUCAAACACUUUUUAAUUUUUGGAGCCAUUUGAUGGCGUUGAACCAUUUAAGUAGCAGCUUUUGGACGUCAGUAAAGCAGGAAAAACACCCUCUUUUUUUUAUUUGGGUUUUAGUACUUUCAGCCAUAUGACAACAGCUUGAACCAAAGUGGUUUUCCUCAGUAGCGGCCCGUGCCUGUCCCAGCACUCAUGUUGCUGAUCACAUGAUCUCUUCACGCUGCUUACUAAUGUCAGUACCUGCUAUUCUUGAUCAGGUGCGGUUGGGGAUGGGAUGGGUGAAUGAAAUGCUAGCAUGUUAAGAGGCCUCCGCCAUGCUUUACUAAUAGCUUUAUUAGCACGUCCUGCCAAGAGCGGGUUUUGUGGUUCGACUGGAAGGAUCUGCUGUCAACACCAGGAGUGGGCAUUGUAGUUACCGUAACCUCAGACUAGAUUCACCCAUGCCUUUUAGCGGGAUAUUUCGGCAAUUGUGCUUUUUAUAUAGCAAGUUUUUUAUAUAUUGCAGUCGAAUAACUGACAUCGGCAUCUAAAAUACUAGACGGACAACAACAUUGCGUAAUACCCUUUCUGUUCCAGCUCUGGUACUGCCUCCAAAGCUGAAGAAUUUCCACGUCAACUUUAUGUCUGACCUUGCCUCAAUUUAAUUUCCAUUCGUUUAUGUGGAAUUGGUUAAUCGUGCCAUGAGGCGAUUUUGUUAAAACGGAGUGCAACCUGCAGAGGCGCUGUUGAUUUAGUCUCAACUGUCUAAAGAAAAUAAUAUAUGAAAGUUGAACUUUAUCUGUCGUCUUUGGCACCAUUUUCCGGCAUUCAGAACAUCCCAAGAGGUUCUCCCAUCCCAUUAAUUGAUGAUUGACCAUCAAAUGCCCACCCCUAGUCUACACACAGAUCCUGUCUGAUCAUCGUUACUGUUCAGAACCAGCAUGUUAGAUUUGCUGCGCCCCAAAUGUUUUCCAAAGACGCUCCGGCCUCGUUUCUAGGACUCACCGGGCUGAGUACUGUUAUGUGCCACACAUUCAGCCAAACUCCACACAAUGGCGUCGUCGUUCUGCUGCUCCUUCUUUUAACUAACAAAUCAUUAGGAAAUCACUGGGGCAGCCAGAGAUCCUCUUGCGUACCUACUUCUUUUUCUCUUUCUAAUUGUGACUGAAUAUACCUCAGCAGCACUUAAAACAUAAGGUUCACCUUUUUUUUUCUUUUUUUUCCUCGACAUUUCUGUGUACAGAACAGUGUGGAAUGUAUAAUAAGUAAUGUCAUUUAUACCGCGAUAUAGGACCCGAACAUAAAAGGACAACUACUGCUAUUUCGAGUACUACUAUUUAAUUUUUGUCUUCUGAGGUGUUGUUUUUUUUGAGAUCCUUUUUGCCAAAGUAAUAGCCUUUCUCUUUGCAGCUCUGCCUGCCGUAUGGUCAACGCACCAAUGGAACCCAGUUCUGUUUGGGCGCCGUUUUUUGUAGUUACACAAGCGCGCUCGCCAUGGGGCACCAUAAGAUGUUACUAAAAUAUUUAUCUUGAGGAAAGACCUAAGAAUCAGAACAGUUCUUUUCCUAAUUCUAUACAUAUAAAUAUAUAUAUAUAUAUAUAAACAUGUGUAAGAUAUCCAUAUUUUAUAUUUGAACCGGUAUGUCAAAACUGAAUGUAGUGUUUAUGACUCAAAAAAAUCUCCCAAAAAUGCAUUUUUUUUUCUAUUGUUGCAAAAAACCUUUUUUAUUUUAAACUCUUAAGACCAAAAAUUGAAAAACAACAUGACUCUCUAUACUGUGGCGGGUGCCCCGGUCUAUGAUAACAUGUGUCUAUCUAACAGGAGGGGGUGCUCCUGAUGCACAGGUCCUCUGGUUGGGGUAAAGCGGAGACUCUGAAGUAUCUUUAUUUUGUAAUAUUGUGCUUUUUGUUUUUAAAAACUAUAUCGUAAUAUUUUUGGUUGAGUCAUUUUGGACUUGAUUUGCUGUGAUGUCUUUAACAAUCAUUGUUUUUUUGGGGUUUUAUUGUUCUUACUUUAUGCCUUUAACUGUUUUGUAUAUUAUGAGAGGGCAAGAUCACUGGCUUUCUUAGUUUGACAAAAACGUUAUCAUUUAUGCCUUAUUGUUACGUACACGACAUGGUUGCAUUGUAGCAUGAGUGUUUGUGCGUGUAUGUGUGCGUGUUUGACUGAGGCAAAUUUCACCUCACGCUUUGUGUCGCCUGGUGCAUUGUCACUGAAAACAAUACAGUGUACUUAUGGGCAUUUUUUAGGAGAUGGGGGGUGCCGGAUGCUUACAUUGCUACCUAUGUUUUUUUUGUUGUUUUUUUUUUAAGUGUGGCUCGGACAAUGCCUGUAAGCAAAGCUUUACUAGUAAUUCUAGCAGGUGUGUGUGUGAGUGAGCAUCGUAGGAAAUAGACACGAUCUGCAAACCGCUAAUGGGGCUUGAAGCAGGGGUGGGAAGCCUAGGGCGCCAAAAACUAAAAAGCCCCAAAACAUUUAACCCGAAUAUAAGACACGUAAAAGGAAUCUUUUCCUGAAUCAAUGUUUUUAACAGCUCGACAACGCUUUUAUAACUAGACUUUACUGAUCGUCAUUAUUUCCAAAUUAGCGUAUUUGUUUGCAAAUUGGAUUGUGUGAGCGACAGGUAGAAAAGCUUUAACUUGUAUAGGGGGAAGUUGAAGGUGCCCCGCUGUUACGUGUAUACAUCUGUAGAUUAUAAAUUGACCCAUCUUAUACAGGAUCAUUACAGUAUGUAAAAAUAGCUCCUAUUUUAAUCAUAUUGUAUUUUAACUAGUGCUGUGAAACUAUUAUUUUUUUAAACAGAUCAAACACACUUGUGAUUUUUGAUUAAAAUUGCAACUAAUUGCAUAGUUCCCAUUUGGUAACAGUUUUAUCUAGAAGUCCCGUCUGGGUUUUGAAGCAACAUUUUCAAGUCUGUCUCCUCACUCAUCUUUGCACUGGCAUAUGCAAUGAUCUGAUCACCGGCCUGUGUUUAUACAUGAUUAAUGCCAUGAUUAAUCACAUGAGUUAAUGCGUUAACUUUGACAGCCCUGAUUUGUACUUUAUAAAACAUUAAUAGGAAACAGGCUCCCCCACCCUUACCCUUUUAAGCAUACAGAUUGCAAGUUUUGAUUAGUUUCCCCAAAUUAUAUUCGUAAUCUCUUUAACCUCAUUUAGCGGUUGCAGACUGGCGCUAGUUUUUUGCUUCAAACACUUCAGUUUGAUCACAUGACGCACCUUUCCCGGUGGCUCGGUAAACCCACUCCACGCUUGUUUAUUUUAUUUUUUUUAGUUUGGACAAAGAGGAAAUGUGGCGCACCAGUAUACCUCAUUCCUAACUCGAAACUGAGUGAACCUGCUUUUAACCUACUUUUAAUAAGAUUUCUUGUUGACCGUCAGAAAAGCCCGCUUAUUUCACCAGUACUUGCCUAUGUUUUAUCACUUUCUUGAACACUUUUUGAGUUGGGGCGGGGUUUCCCAAACUUUGAAUGUACAUAAACUAAUAAACAAACACAAUUUUUUUUCAAGAAAUUGGACAAUGGCGAUCCCAUUUUUGGCCCUGACCCUAAGUUUGGAACCCCCUGCCAUUAUUUCACCAAAUGCCCACUGUCCUUCUAUACCUAACCUUUUUUAAGUUUGACAAUCCUAUUUAUUUUCUAGUGCACGCAUGACCCUGCAAUUUUAACACCCCACUCCCCACCGUGGUAACAACAUUAACCAAAGACUUGUAACUGAUUGUACAUGAGCCCGCCGCCCACCCUGCACCCCCAUCACGCUCACCACACUCACCACUUUCUCAGCUUUGGCCUGCAUGCGAAUGUUUUGGUGCUGCGGUUUUUCAGUGCCUGCGGGUGGGAGGACGUCGGGAAGGUGCAGGGAGGGGCUUCUUCGACGGGUUGGUGGUCGCCGGGUGAUUGUUUGUUAAUACACACUGAGGGUUGAUCCUGUGCACUCAGGACUCCAUGUCUGUCUGUCUGAGUGCUGUUGCUGGGAUACGCAUGCUUCUUCGCCGUCUCAAGGAAUUUGCCUCUCGCACACUCCCCACCUCCCUUCCAGGAAUGACACGCAUCCCGUACUCACUACAUUUUCACUGCUGUACCCUCCCCUUACUCACUACAGACUGAUCAACUGUGACACUAUGCAUCUCCCUCCCCCACCGACAAAAACUUGGCGGGGGAUCAUUCGGUGACACUUUGCUUUACUCCUCACAAAGCGCUAUCUAUCCCAAAGCAAAACUCUCCAAAUAUUUGUAUUUUUUUGUUAUGAUUGUUAUUGUUUUGGACAAAAUGCAGAUACCAAAGAUAUCCCUCUGUCUCUCUCUCUUCCUUCUUCCACCCUGCAGCAGCAUGUGUAUUAAGAGACAAGCACUGGCUUUUUUUUAAAUCCAAGCCUCAGUAAUUCCAAAGGUUAGAUGUAUAUUUUGGUAUAUUUCUGAGAAAAAUGUGUGGAAUAAUAAUAUUAAUAAUAGUCUGUUUGUUGUAUUUGUUUCUCUCUCUGUGUCGCAGCAUGGAACUAAUAGCAGAGCUGUCUUACUAGGUUAAAAUAUAUUUUUAUAUGUUUUUGGGUGUGUGCCCGCAAUAUCAGCCCAAUUGACCAAAGGAUUUAACAAAAAAGAAAAAGAAAAAAGGCAAACAUGUACAUAAUAUGUCUGUGUAUCUUGAAAAAAGGCAUUGUGUAAACCAAUAACUACUCACAGUGGACACUUGGGCUCAUCUAAAGGAAUGUUUCCCCACUUUUCCCUCCCUUUUUUCUUACUCUGCAGUCUAAUAUUUCAUAAGAGAACUCUUCUUGUAGAGUUUCCAUCUUGGACUAAAAACACUGAGUUUCUUUCGAGUACAAACAAACAAAAGAGAAAAAAAAAAGAACUAAAAAAAACAAAACAAAAAAACAACUGAACUGAAAGAUUGUGUAGGAGUUUUAAGUAUGUGAAUCAGGAUACAUAGUAGGUUUUGAUGCAUUUGUCUGCUGUAUUUUUGUUUUUAUACACGUAUAUAAAUAAUCUUUUACUGUAAAUGUACAGUUCUCUUUUGUUGUAAACAUCAUUAAACCAUUUUCAAGUGUUUUCACA
Molecule: messenger RNA, 8429 nt
Organism: Nerophis lumbriciformis (worm pipefish)
Lineage: Eukaryota; Metazoa; Chordata; Actinopteri; Syngnathiformes; Syngnathidae
Source: RefSeq, a predicted model, not a curated record